CACUUUGAUUGAAACAAUGCAGCCAAAUAACAGCGUAACUGAGUUCAUACUGUUAGGAUUGACAUCAGAUCCUAUGAGGCAGAAAAUGGUGUUUGUAAUCUUCUUCAUUUUCUAUGUGGGAACCUUGGUGGGGAAUUUGCUUAUUAUCAUGACCAUCAAGUCCAGCCGGACACUUGGGAGCCCCAUGUACUUCUUCCUAUUUUAUUUGUCCUUGGCUGAUAUCUGCUUGUCAACUUCCACAGCCCCUAGACUGAUUGUGGAUUCCCUGUCUGCCAAAAAAAUCAUAUCUUACAGUGAAUGCAUGACUCAAGUCUUUGCACUGCAUUUCUUUGGCUGCAUGGAGAUCUUUGUUCUCAUUCUCAUGGCCGUUGACCGUUAUGUGGCCAUCUGCAAACCCUUGCGUUACCCAACUAUUAUGAGCCGCCAGGUCUGCAUUAUCCUGAUCACUCUUGCAUGGAUAGGGUCUUUUAUACAUUCUAUGGCUCAGAUUGUCUUGGCCUUGAGAUUGCCCUUCUGUGGACCCAAUCUGAUUGAUCACUAUUGCUGUGACUUGCAGCCUUUGUUGAAACUUGCCUGCAUGGACACCUAUGUGAUCAAUCUGCUGUGGGUGACUAACAGUGGGGCCAUUUGCUCCAGCAGUUUUGUAAUUCUGAUGACCUCGUACAUUCUUAUUCUGCAUUCCCUGCAAAACCACAGUGCAGAAGCGAGGAAGAAAGCCCUCUCCACUUGCACUUCCCACCUCAUUGCAGUCAUCUUAUUCUUUGGUCCAUGUAUAUUUAUAUACACACGCCCCCCAACCACUUUCCCCACGGACAAGAUGGUGGCAGUAUUUUAUACUAUUGGAACACCCUUUCUCAAUCCAAUCAUCUACACACUGAGGAAUGCAGAAGUGAAAAAUGCCAUGAGAAAGUUAUGUCAUGUUAAAAUUACAUCAGAAAACAAAAGAUAAAUGAGGGCUUUGUUUGAUUAGUUAUUGAGUCAUAGUUUGGCUGAAUCUGUACAGAUAACAAACAUAAUAGUGUAUCUCG
Vicugna pacos (alpaca) is the source of this 1028-nucleotide messenger RNA. RefSeq names its product olfactory receptor 4C11. Gene Ontology annotation, biological process: G protein-coupled receptor signaling pathway. The record is from RefSeq and is a predicted model, not a curated record. Gene Ontology annotation, molecular function: olfactory receptor activity; G protein-coupled receptor activity. Gene Ontology annotation, cellular component: membrane. NCBI's taxonomy places the organism in Eukaryota, Metazoa, Chordata, Mammalia, Artiodactyla, Camelidae.